Molecule: messenger RNA, 3125 nt
Organism: Oreochromis aureus
Lineage: Eukaryota; Metazoa; Chordata; Actinopteri; Cichliformes; Cichlidae
Gene: mid1
Product: midline 1
Exons: 11
Coding region: 373-2442 (689 amino acids)
Molecular function (GO): protein binding; zinc ion binding
Source: RefSeq, a predicted model, not a curated record
AUGAUUUCAGCAAAAACGUGCAGAUUGAGAUAGAUUCGAGGUGAAGGAGACAUUUCUUGUGUGUGGACGUUUGAGUCACAGACCACAGCUGCGUACUUGGAAAGUCACAUUUUCUAAAGUUCCUGUGGUGGUGGAAAGGAUACAGUGUUUCCCCGCUGAUGCCACCUGCCAAGCCGCGAAGAGGAAAUGAGAGUUUGGUGCAACUUCUGAUGUUGACCGGGAUGACCUGUGUCAGUAAACAUGCAGAGAAGUGACAGGCAGGAAGAAUGAACAUAUUUCAGCUGACCUCCACACCUCCGUUUCCAUUUCUUACGCUAUAGCUGAUCAGCUUCCCUGGAUUUCGCUGAACAUCCCGCUUUGUUUUGCUUGAAAAUGGAAACGCUGGAGUCGGAGCUGACCUGCCCAAUCUGUCUGGAGCUUUUCGAGGACCCACUGCUGUUACCCUGCGCUCACAGUCUUUGUUUCAAUUGCGCCCACCGAAUCCUGAUCUCCCACUGCACCCCCAGCGAGCCAAUUCAGUCCAUCAGCGCCUUUCAGUGCCCCACCUGUCGCUAUGUCAUCACCCUCAACCAGAGGGGCUUAGAGGGACUCAAACGCAACGUCACUCUGCAGAAUAUCAUCGACCGCUACCAGAAAGCUUCUUUAAGUGGACCCAACUCUCCUAACGAGACUCGGCGUGAGCGAGCCGUCCCUGACAGCACAGCCAUGACGUCCCCCUGCAACCGGGUCCAGUGUCAGUUCUGCGAGCAGGACCCUCCGCAGGAUGCCGUGAAGACUUGCGUCACCUGCGAGGUGUCAUACUGCGAGGAGUGUCUCAAGGCCACCCAUCCAAACAAAAAGCCCUUCACGGGCCACCGUCUAAUCGAGCCUUUGCUUGACUCCCAUCUACGAGGGCUUAUGUGUCUGGAGCACGAGGACGAGAAGGUCAACAUGUACUGUGUGACGGAUGAGCAGCUGAUCUGCGCAUUGUGUAAGCUAGUUGGCCGACACCGAGACCACCAAGUAGCAGCCCUCAGUGACCGAUAUGACAAACUCAAGAAAUCUCCCGGCCGCUUUCUCUGUGUGGGGCGUGAUCAUUCGUUCCAGGAGGCAGAGCAGCAAGCCUUGGAUUCCAACCUCAGCAAUCUAAUCAAGAGGACCAGUGAGUUGGAAAGUCUGAUGGGCAAACUUAUCCAAACCUGCCAACAUGUGGAGGUAAAUGCAUCGCGACAAGAAAACAAGCUGCAGGAAGAGUGUGACCUGCUGAUUAAUAUCAUACAGCAGCGAAGACAAAUCAUAGCUACCAAGAUAAAGGAGGGCAAGUCUGUGAGGCUGAGGAAGCUAGCCCAGCAGAUAGCCGGCUGCAAGCAGUGCAUUGAGAGGUCCUCCUCGCUCAUCACUCAGGCUGACCAAACCCUCAAGGAGACAGACCACACUCGCUUUCUUCAGACAGCUAAAAGUAUCUGUGAGAGAGUGUCUAUGGCAACAGCGUCCUCCCAAAUCCUGUUACCAGAAAUUAACCUGAAUGACACAUUUGAUACUUUUGCUUUGGACUUCACAAGGGAGAAGAAAAUGCUAGAAAGCUUAGAUUACCUCACAGCGCCAAAUCCACCAGUAAUCCGCGAGGAACUCUGUACAGCUUCAUAUGACACGAUCACGGUUCACUGGACAUCAGAUGAUGAAUUCUCUGUUGUAUCAUACGAGCUACAGUAUGCCAUCUUCACCAGCCAAUCUAAUGUUGUCAGUUUGUGUAAAUCUGCUGAUAGCUGGAUGAUAGUACCAAACAUCAAGCAAAAUCACUACACGGUGCAUGGACUCCAGUGUGGCACUAAGUACAUUUUCAUAGUGAAGGCCAUAAACCAGGCUGGGACCCGCAGCAGUGAACCAGGGAAACUCAAGACAAACAGUCAGCCAUUCAAACUGGACCCAAAGUCUGCUCACCGGAAGCUGAGGGUGUCCCAUGACAACCUGACAGUAGAGAGGGAUGAGACAUCGUCCAAGAAGAGCCAUAGUCAGGACCGCUUCUCCAGCCACAGCAGCUACGGUGUCACGGGAAAUGUCUACAUCGACAGUGGGCGCCAUUACUGGGAGGCUCUGAUUGGGGGAAGCACAUGGUUUGCAGUAGGAAUUGCGUACAAGUCAGCACCGAAACACGAGUGGGUCGGCAAAAACUCAGCCUCCUGGGUGAUGUCUCGCUGCAACAACUCAUGGGUGGUGCGUCACAACAGUAAAGAGAUUCCCAUCGAGCCCUCGCCCCACCUGCGGCGUCUCGGGGUGUUGUUGGACUAUGAUUCUGGAUCUCUGUCUUUUUAUGACGCUGUUGGUUCUCAGCACUUGUAUACGUUUGACAUUGACUUUGCUCAGCCAGUCUGCCCUGUGUUCAAUGUUUGGAACAGAUGCCUAACAAUCCUGAGUGGACUGCCUAUCCCAGAUCACUUAGAGGGAACAGACUACAACAACUGAUAAACCUGCCCCGUCUUUCCUGGAUUUUCUUUUUUGUAUCCAGAAAGCGACUUGAUAGUGUGCACCUUUGAAAAAAAGAAAAAAGGAUACAGUGAUAUUGGUGUAGAUUUCUAAAACUAAUCGGAGCUAUUUAAUAAAUGUUUUCUUUGCUUUGCACAUUUAUGUACAUUACUCUUUUGGGUGGUUUCGAUGGUUGGUGACAAUUCCAAAUUCACUAGCUGGCUCCACAUUUUUUUACCUUCAUAUUGCACACUUUUUAUUAAUAUACUUUUAAGGAAAAUGGCGAAUUUUUAAUGACAUCUAUUAAGGGGGCUCAUAUGUUUGUGGAAGGUUGAUUUAUAGGCCAUUUGAAAUUUUGUGUUUUUGAACUUUUUUAAGUCGUAGCACUUUGAUAAAGUUGUCACUAUAAUAUAAAUGUUUACUUGUCAAUGUUUCUAAGAAAAAAACAUGUAAAUGCAGGAUCCAAGAAUAAUAGUUAAGAACGGUUUCACUUUUUAAUUCUAAUAAGAAAUCAGUCAAUUCAGGGGUUUUUAUGUAUUUAUUUCUGAAAAUGCUCUAGUAAAGUUUAGCAUCUCGGGAAUAUUCAUCUCCUCAUUAAAGCCGUUUUAAAAUGGAUCUUCAUCAUAAUUAUGCCAUUUUAAGUUUCUCUGACAAGAUCUAAUAAAAGUGACUUCGCAUGAUUA